Molecule: messenger RNA, 477 nt
Organism: Colletotrichum abscissum
Lineage: Eukaryota; Fungi; Ascomycota; Sordariomycetes; Glomerellales; Glomerellaceae
Exons: 1
Coding region: 1-477 (158 amino acids)
Source: RefSeq, a predicted model, not a curated record
AUGGGCUGUGCAGUUUGUCUGGUCGUUUCUCUCCUGCGGAUCGAUCGCUGGGUCAACUUGUGGCGGAAUGCCUUGCUACCAGACUCGAACUUCGACACCCCGGACACUCGCCGCCAGGCCAAAUACCGGACCAUGACCCGACGCGAACCAGUACCAUGGGGUCUGGAGGCCAAACAGGUUACCGCCAACGUGUCGCGGUGGGUUAUGGAAGCCCUUGCUCUCGUCCCCGCGGGAAUGCCGCCUGCAUCUUUCACUCUGAUUCUUGACGGCCAGCCCACGCCCCAGUUGUGCACGGAGAUACUCCAGAUGACGAACCAGAGAGAUAUCGCGUGGCAAGCGGCCUGGUUUGCAUCGGUGUACCAGGGCAUCGUCCCGCCGACGGAGUGGUUGCUCACCUGGUCCAUCAUGUCCAACAAGCUCCGAGUCGCCCGCAGAACCGGAUAUUUUUACCGAGGAUUCCCUUCCCUCGUGCCAUGA